Molecule: messenger RNA, 918 nt
Organism: Echinococcus granulosus
Lineage: Eukaryota; Metazoa; Platyhelminthes; Cestoda; Cyclophyllidea; Taeniidae
Product: transcriptional factor nfil3/e4bp4
Exons: 4
Coding region: 1-918 (305 amino acids)
Biological process (GO): DNA-templated transcription; regulation of transcription by RNA polymerase II
Molecular function (GO): DNA-binding transcription factor activity, RNA polymerase II-specific; RNA polymerase II cis-regulatory region sequence-specific DNA binding
Source: RefSeq, a predicted model, not a curated record
AUGUAUGACGCGUGCCUGCCUCACCCCGGCCGUGAGUCAUGCGCAACCUUCUCCCUUUCCCUCUCCCUCUCUGCCUCAGCAGAUUUCGGUGAAGAAUUGGCGGUGUUAACUUCGACAUCACCCCAGGCAGCUCUGGAAGGCAGCUACAAUGCAAGUCGUCCACAAUCCUGCAGUUGGAACACCACCCCAAAUCCCAUCACCCCGCCCGCCUGCACUGGUCUUCAAGCUCUUAUUUCUGCCGCGGCUCUCACAGCCUCUCCGUUGAUAAGUGAUGGCUCCAACGCUGACAACCACGCAACCCCCUCGUGGGAUCUCCACCAGUCGUCUCCGUGUCUUCCACUUGGACUUCAACCGCUACCUCAGCAGAGAAUUGAGAUCCCAAAUGAACCCACUAGGCGACGUAAUGGACACAUUCGUAGUCCACCGAGUCAGUACGACGAUGAACGGUAUAGGGAGCGACGACGCAAAAACAAUGAGGCGGUUCGUCGGUGCCGGGAGAACAAACGGGCACGUCUCUCGAUGCGUGAUGAAGUAACUGGACGCCUGGAAUCCGAUAACACACUUCUGCGCUUGAAACUGGAUGGUUUGAACUCAGAAGUGAGGGCCCUGCGUCACCUCCUCCUGGCUGGACAACAGCAGAUUGUUGUCCCACAGGCAGUAAAAGACGAACCACAGCCUAAAGUGGAAAACACUCCCUGCUCGAUUGAGUCGAAACCCCAACCAGAUGCGGUGGAAGUGAAACCACCACCGAAGUACGCGCUUCCCAAGAAAGGCAUUCCACGCGUUCCCAAUAGCAACAGCCACCUUCCACCUUUAAAACGCCGCAUCACCCUCCCACCACCAUUCAAUCCACUGGCUGGAACUGCCGGAAGUGGAAUUGCCGUUCCAAUUGAAGGCACAAGCGGUGCCACAGACUGA